UCGCUCAUGGUAUAUCGUCUUGCACCAACAACAAUCCCUCUUUCUAAUCUUCACAUCCCACGUUUUGAUCUUCACGUACUUUUCACUCUUGCGUGACGUCACGUUGCGAGGAAGAGAGAAAAUGAAGCAACGUUUAGAAAUCACUGCGAUAUCCGGCGAAGACCUACGAUUCCAUAAAAAGCCCUUGAAGAACGCCAUCGUGGUGGUCCGAGCAGAUUCUGCUGACCCCUGCAUGACGGAACCGGCAGCGGAGGACGGAACAAACCCUAGGUGGAACAAGAAGCUCACCUUGGACGUGCCAUUGCAUGGGGAGUUUAUUACCGUGGAAGUCCAUUGCAAGCGGUCGUCAUGGCGUGAUCAUAAGCUCGUCGGCGGAGUGAGGAUACCGGUUUCGGAAAUUCUCGGCGGCCUUACUCCAGCAAAUUAUCUACAUUUUUUGAGUUAUAGGUUGAGGGAUAAUUAUGGAAUACGUAAUGGUAUUAUCAAUAUUUCGGUGAAAUCGACAGCUCCGGCAUACGUGAUGCCAGGCCCGCAGCCGGAGUUGGGAGUUCCUAUGGGUGGAAGAAAGGUGGCUAGCAACGUAGUAGUGACCGGAGUUCCGGUUUGGUUUCCUCAUCAACCAUGUUAUUGUUAAAAAGAGACCAAGUCACCAAAAUUGUCCUCCGUUGCUUGAAAAUAUAUACUGAAUUCAUAAUUUACCGAUA
Molecule: messenger RNA, 704 nt
Organism: Eucalyptus grandis
Lineage: Eukaryota; Viridiplantae; Streptophyta; Magnoliopsida; Myrtales; Myrtaceae
Product: BON1-associated protein 2-like
Exons: 1
Coding region: 122-634 (170 amino acids)
Biological process (GO): defense response
Source: RefSeq, a predicted model, not a curated record